UUUAAUUUCCCUGGGAGUUGGACGAAAGUUUAAUUAUGUAAUUAAUUUGAACGAAAAACAACAAUACGUUUUUCAGUGGUACAUUUAACCAUAUGAUGAUUUUAAUAUAUAGUUAUUUAAAUAGAUACUUGUUUUUAAUGCAGUGACCAAAGUUCAUUACGUACUUGAAUUUUGAAAAUUAAUUAGUACAAAAAGUCUCCAAGUUGGUGAGACAGUUCCCGAUAUGGUUGAAAUGGCAAGAUCACUCAAUUGACUGCCAGUUAUUGUGGAGUCUAUGCACCAUAUACCUCUAGAACUCUGCAAUAACAACACCAGGUCACACCGGGGGUCAAAUGAACAUGGGAACCUUUUUAUAUGAAAAAGCUUGUAAAACUGACAUUAACAACGGACAUCCUCAAAAAGCUGAGUGUGCAUUCAUUAUUUUAAAAAAUCUGUGUGCUCGGAACAUCUUAGUAAAGAUUCAUCAUAAUAUGUUCAGGAAUGCAAUAAGCAAAUAAAAAAAACAGUGACUUGUUAAAGAUAAAAGCGGAGUUAAGCAAAUAAAUUGUUAACUUUUUUUUUAUGAAAGUACAUAAGAACUCACACCUACAGUUCAUAUAUCAAUAUUCAUGUCUAUUAACUUUGAUACAUUCCAGUUUGUAAGAAAUUAAAUGGAGAUAACAAAACAUAUUACACUAGUAAUUAGUCAGGUGUGUGCCGACACCGACACACACACAGUCAUGGUGUUGACUUAACCUACAUAUGUUCACUUGUUCUUAUUAAAUUUUAUAUAUAAAUAGUAGUUGCUUCAUAUCUAAGUAGAGUGAAUAGAUUAAAAUUAUAGUAAGACUCUCACAAACAUUGUUAUCUGUCACCUUAAUGGUGGUAGCGUCCCUGGCUUGGUUGGCAUCCAUGGUUAUUAUUACUGCAGUGUGUUCGCAACAAUCCCUGAGCACACCAGUGUGACAGUGAACACUGCUUGUAGACAAUUUUACCUUGAAAAAUAACUAUUUAUUCUUGUGUGAUCAGAUAUAAAAGUAAUAAAGUAAGGUUUGAUGGUAACUCUGUGUGGUAGUGCCGGUGGUAGGGGCGAGGCUGAGGCGGAGGCGCUGGGGCGCGCCGUAUGUCUGGCGAUCGACAGGAUAACCGAAGAGAAAGAGCGCGUUCCGUGUCUGAGCGAAGGCGAGGCGGGGGGCGGUGGGAUGGUGACCCGGCGGCGUUGCGUGGCGCUGGACGCGCUGCUCGCGUGCUGGGGUCUGGGCGCCUGGCUCGGCGUCAACGGGCUGUACGUGCAGCUGCCGUUGCUCGUGCAGGCGCUGCCGGAGGGUUGGUCGCUACCCUCUGCCAUGGCGCUCGCGGUGCAGCUGGCCAACGUGGGUCUGCUGGCGUACGCGGCGCUGCGCCGCCUCCUGCCGCGCGCGCCCGACGCGGCCUACAUAUACGGCCUCCUCACUAUCGGCACCCUCGCACUCCUCCUCAACUCGUUCCUGUACACCGCCACGACGCCGGUCGCCGGCGCCGACCGCUCCGUCGCCUUCCUUACGCUCACGUUCUUCGCGGCGCUGGUCGGCUGCACCAGCUCCGUUCUAUUCUACCCGUACCUGCGGCACUUUCGGGAGGUCUACCUCGCGACGUACCUGGCCGGCGAGGGGCUGAGCGGCUUCAUACCGAGCAUCCUCGCGCUGGUGCAGGGCGUGGGCGGCGAGCCGGAGUGCGUGCCGGGCCCGGACGCGGAGACGCUGGUGCCCGUGCACCCUCCGGCACGGUUCGACACCUCGGCCUUCCUGCUGAUGCUCGCCGGGCUAUCGGCCCUGAGUCUCGUCAGCUUCGUCGGCCUGCACAACCUGAGGGCGUUCGAUUCGGAGCGCGUGCCGCGGGCGGCGGUCGCCAAGGAGGAGGAGGCGGAGGCGCCGCGGGGCUCGCGGACGCUGUGGGCCGCCGUGAUGUCGCUCACGUUGCUGCUCAACGCGCUCUCGAACGGCGUGCUGCCCUCGGUGCAGUCGUACUCGUGCAUGCCGUACGGAGUGCGCGCGUACCAUCUGGCGACGUCGCUGGCCGCGAUGGCCAACCCGGCGGCGUGCCUGGCGGGCGUGUGGCUGCGGCCGGCGAGUGCGCGGAUGUUGGCAGCGCUGCUGGCGGUCGCCGCGGUGCCGCUGGCGUACCUGCUGGCCGCGGCGCUGCUCAGCCCCGCACCGCCGCUGCACCGCCAUCCGGUGGGCGAGGUCUUGAUCGUGGUGUCGUGGGUGUGGGCGGCGGCGAGCGUGUCGUACGCGCGGCUGUGGGUGUGCGCGUGGGCAAGGCGCGGGGGCGCACGCGGCAUGCGGCUGUGCGGCGCCGCCACACAGCUCGGCUCCGCGCUCGGCUCGCUGCUGCUGUUCCUGCUGGUCACCCGCACCGCGCUGUUCACGCAGCCCGCGCCCUGCCCCAACUGACCGCUGCUGAACUCAACUGGAGCCCAGUGCAAGUCCUCCUCGUCUCUUAUCCGAGUACUUAAAACUUUAAUCGGUGCGAACUCGACCCUUUCUGUUCCGUAUACUUUUUCGCCCUGUAUUAGGUAGUGUUUCUACGUGUUGUUACAACAUUGUAAGUGUGCACUGCGGCUGUGGGAGAUGUGCUAAUAUUUUAGAAAACAAUGUAUAGCAGUUCCUUGUAAUGAAAUAUACAGGUUGAUUCUUAAUUGACGAAUCAAAAGCACUGUACAGUUAGAGGACCUCAAUAGUUCUAAUCUUGUUUCAUUUUUUGUAUAAAAAUCGUAAAAAUCACAUUUUAGACUGAAAUUUGUCCGUAUCUUCAUUUUAUUGUGAUGUGUUUUUUUUCUUGAAUAAGCCUAAUAUUUUUGGGCUUUCGUAUCUUUUUAACCUUUUUUAGAUUUUUCACAUAAGAAAAAACAAUUGUUUUUUUUUAUUAUUAUUUUUACACUAACUUUUCUUUGUACGAGUUGCUCUCAACUAUUUCAAUACGUUUUUAUUUACAUAAAAAACAAGACGAAUUUUAAAGCUCUAGAAAGACGUUACAUUUCGACAAAAUGUUAAAUAAUUUUAGUU
Messenger RNA from Papilio machaon (common yellow swallowtail), 3023 nucleotides. RefSeq names its product solute carrier family 52, riboflavin transporter, member 3-A. Bases 1035 to 2411 code for a protein of 458 amino acids. The transcript has 6 exons. Gene Ontology annotation, biological process: riboflavin transport. Gene Ontology annotation, cellular component: plasma membrane. Gene Ontology annotation, molecular function: riboflavin transmembrane transporter activity. The record is from RefSeq and is a predicted model, not a curated record. NCBI's taxonomy places the organism in Eukaryota, Metazoa, Arthropoda, Insecta, Lepidoptera, Papilionidae.